CCGAGCCAGCAAACGCCCAAUCCUCUCGACGAUGGCUGUCCUCGUCCAUUUCGAUUUGACCCAUCGCCAUGUCAGCUGCCUCCCGCGGAUCUCGUGUGCACCACGUGCGCAAGACGCCGAAUCCGUUCUUCACCACUUCAUCGGGGAUUGUUGGGAUUAACCUGCACGAGCCGACGGAGUUCUUGGCGCCAACCCUGGACGACCAUUACGUGGCACGUCCAACAGACAACAACCAGUCGGAGGAAGCCAAAUUGGUCAAGUUCAUGUACCAAACCACAACGUCUUCCAUUGGCGACGGCAUCGAGCGGCGAGAAAGCCCCAUGACGCAGCGCAUGGACAAGUUCAGUGUCAAGCGAGAAAUCCAACAAAGCGGGCUUGUCAAGAUCCGAUCGGUGAGCGUGAUUUCGCCGGAAGAGGUCCUAGCUCGGGCCAAAGCCGACCUGCUGCACCAAGACCCCACCAAGCAGCAAGCAGUGGACAUCCAAUUGAUCGCCGCUCCUCGCGGCGAGCAUCCCAUGUACACCACCAGGUACACACCCUCCAAUACAACAUGCGAGGACUACACGCGUCGUCGUUGUAGCACUCGCGUGGUGGGCGAAGAGAAAGGAGCGAUCCAAGUCACGACCGAGCGCAUUGUCAAGCCAGGCACGUUCACCAACUCGUUCAAUGGGUUCCGAUUCCGCGACUACGGGCUCAACACGGCUGUGACAAAGUCCAAAAUCUGCGACCAGUUGGACCACUCGUGAUUGAUUAAACUUUUUUAUCGAACUAAGUAACGAAUGAACGACCAGCUCAAUACAUUGUCGACGACAAUUCGC
Aphanomyces astaci is the source of this 818-nucleotide messenger RNA. RefSeq lists its product as hypothetical. The record is from RefSeq and is a predicted model, not a curated record. The coding region runs from base 69 to 746 and encodes 225 amino acids. The transcript is spliced from 2 exons. NCBI's taxonomy places the organism in Eukaryota, Oomycota, Saprolegniomycetes, Saprolegniales, Verrucalvaceae.